Messenger RNA from Pecten maximus, 440 nucleotides. RefSeq lists its product as uncharacterized. Lineage: Eukaryota; Metazoa; Mollusca; Bivalvia; Pectinida; Pectinidae. The coding region runs from base 36 to 440 and encodes 134 amino acids. The transcript has 2 exons. The record is from RefSeq and is a predicted model, not a curated record.
UUAGAAUUUCUACAUCAUCAGUAGUAGUGCUCCUGAUGGGAAUCAACUGUUCCAACAGAGUUCAUAACCACACACCAGUAAAAGAAGUGGUUCCCAGGUUGGACAAUGAAAAAUAUUAUACCUUACCAAUUUCAUUCCAAACCCGAACCUCUGGGGAGAGAAUGACAGUAGAUGUUGGUAUUUGGGAUGUGCGUCCGUUCAAUAUGACACCCCUCACUCCACUGGUUGUUGUUGUCCACGGAACACCAGGAUCCUCCCAGAACUUUGAAGACAUAGGAAGAAAACUGGCAGGCCAUGAUAUCAGAGUUGUGGGAUUUGAUUUCCCUGGGGAGGGUAAAAGCAGACUUUUACGACAGGAUAUAUACCGCCUUGACCACAGCACAGAAGGCAAAUAUCAUAUGCUGACUACCGUACUGGAUGCUUUAGCUAUCACUAGGUAA